AUGACCGGUCGCGGUAAAGGUGGUAAAGGUUUGGGGAAAGGUGGAGCGAAGCGGCACAGAAAAGUUCUUCGUGAUAACAUCCAGGGUAUCACCAAACCGGCUAUCAGACGUCUCGCACGCAGGGGCGGUGUGAAACGUAUCUCCGGGUUAAUUUACGAAGAGACACGCGGUGUACUCAAGGUGUUCCUUGAGAACGUGAUUCGUGACGCUGUUACAUACACCGAGCAUGCGAAGAGGAAAACCGUCACCGCAAUGGAUGUCGUCUACGCCCUGAAACGUCAAGGACGUACCCUCUACGGAUUCGGUGGUUAA
Messenger RNA from Parnassius mnemosyne (clouded apollo), 312 nucleotides. The record is from the annotation of a GenBank genome assembly. Lineage: Eukaryota; Metazoa; Arthropoda; Insecta; Lepidoptera; Papilionidae.